AUUGUACUUUAACUUCAGUACUGUGUGUUUUGUUUGAUGUAGUAAGAAAUUACAUUAUUACUGAGGCUUAGUAAACAGAAUAACUGGUAUAGUUUUUUUUCCUUUUGAUUUCAGCUUGUCUUUCUACAGACACCUUAUAUGGAAUAGUAUCAGGGCCUGCCUGUGUUACUGACGAGCAGUGAUAAGUGAACUAGGUGAUAUGAUCGAAACUGAGAGUCUGGGGUCUUAUUACAGUAAACCACUUGCACUAAUGGUCGCUGUUAUCCUUAGCAGCAUAAUUGCAACAAAGAUGUAGAAGCUGCACAUGCUCCUAAGUGUGUGCAUCUUUCCCCUGGUUUGGUAUUUGUGCUUACUAGUGGCUGCAUGCUAUUAAGCAAAUGUUAGAAAAGCCUCCUGAGAGCGUGUGCAGGAAAGCCUACGCUUGCAUGAAGUUCUUGUGCUUCAGUGUUGGAAGGCAGAAAGAUGUGUACCAGGUCCUUCACUCACACCUGGUUAACUACAACGCAUAUUGCACCUUUUACAAAUCAUUUUCACCUCUGUACUUGCAUUUCCUACUCAUUGCCUGCUUGUUAGCCUGAAGCUGUGUUCUGACUGCUCCUUCUAAGCCUGUCUCCUCAAGCAAGUACUCUACAUGACUUAGUAGGUGCACAUUUUAUAACUGUCUUGUGAAUAUCCUAUCCCUUAUAAGCUGCCUAAUCAUGCACACGUGUCUGGAAUGGUACAUCUACUUCCCACCAGCCUCCUUUGGAACGCCUCUCUUCUGGAAAGAGGUGUCCGCACGUUUGGCUAACCAAGGAAAAAACUCUCACAUCAGGUCACACCUCGGAGCUGCCCAGCUGGGAGCACCCACAGCGGUGCCUCAUGCUCACCUGCACCAGGAAAUGGUAGUAAUCAGUGAGGGACGCCUCAACUCCGAAACGCUGACAGCUGCUACGGACCAUCUUCUCCAACGCCUGCCCCAGCUAUUCUGUCAUGAAGUGAAGCGACGCCCGGGAGACCUAGCAACAGAAGGGCCUUGGCAGAUGAGGGGCAGCGGCCUGACGGGGGCGGACGCCGAUCUAGGCAAAGGGCGUCCGCGAACGUGGGGUCAGCACCGCACUGAGCGGCUCAAUACUGGGGAGGGCGCCGUCUUCCCGCCCUCGCCUCAGCGGCAGCGGGGCGCGGCGCAGGCAGUUCAGCGAGGGGCGUGGCCCCGCGAGCACAGGUGCGCCCGGAGGGGGCGCGGCCUCGGCCUCCCCGACAGGUGCGGCCCCGCCUUCCCCUCAGGUGCGGGCGGCCUGAGGCGGCGGCGCCGUCGCUCCUCAACCAUGGCGGCCCCCGGCGGGCUGGGCCGCUGCGUGGCCGCCUUCUGGCUGGCGCUGGCCUUCGACGCGCUAGGUUUGGCGGUGCUGCUGGCCGGGGUGUUUGCCGACGUGUUCUUCGCUGAUUUACUAAUCUACGCGGGCGGCAUCGGCAUCUUCCUCAGCCUCAUAUGGUGGGUGUUCUGGUACGCGGGCAACCUGGAGGUGUCACCGGAGGAGCUGCGCGACGACGUGGGGCUGGCACCGCCCAAGGGCCGCGGGGACAGCGUGCUGCGGGGUUUGGUGCACGGCUUCAGCCUCCGCCUCUCUUCAGUUUUCGGCACCGCGUCUCGUUCCCGCCGCGCCGCCGACCUGGAGCUGCAGCGCGCCCGGGGCCCGCCACGCCACCCCGCUGACGGCAGCAGGAUUUGUUGAAGACAAGCCUGUUGAAGUUAUUGCCUCUAAAAGAGGUGAAACUGCUACAAAUUAUGGAAGGAGAAAUCAAUACUCCAUGCAAUAGGAUUCUCUCAUUAUGGAAUAAUUUCUGCAACCACAGUGGACUGUAUAUAAACAGGAUGCGUAGACCUAUAUCUCUGCCAAAUGCACCUAUUUCAGUGUUGGACUGGAUCACGUCUGUUUGUUUUUUUGUUUGUUUUACCAUUUCAAAACUUAAAUUUGAUCUUCGAAGAAGUGAGACCUAAAAAGGAAACCAACCUGAUUCACAGAAAAAUAACUGCAGCAUAUUAUACAUAAGUAUCUUUCUUCAUAACCCAGGAAUGUUUGGAUAAAAAACUCUUGCACAGUGAAAAGCUUUUGCACUGUUUUCCUAAGGUCUGGAAGUUAAACUCACUGUGAAUUUUUAUGAUGCCAGUGCAAUACUUUUAUUUGUAAGGGUGCUUUUAAAAUACCUGUGUAAAACUACUGAUGCAAAGUUAUGAAUACAGAACUUGUUUAUAGUGUAAAUACACAAUUUACAGUGACUCCUGUGAAGUUUCAUCAUUAUUAGGGAAUAACUUCGAAUUGGAGGUUUUAUAUAUACACAAGUAAAAAUAGUGAUGUUGGCAUUCCAAUUAUUUCUUCAUAGUUGCAUAGAAUGUAAUAUGAUUUCUCUAAGAGGAGCCUUUUUAAUCCAGCUGUGAUACAAUAACUAUUUUUCUAAUGCUGAAGCAUUAAAAAAAAAAAAAACCAAAACCUGUAGACUAACAAGCACUCUGAUGCUUUACAAAGUUCUACCAAAUUUACAUAUAGAUGCAAUUGAAAUUAGAAGAAGCAUGUAUAAAAGAUUUAUAUUAAAGAUAAUGAUACCUAAAAUUCAUAUAUGUGAGAAAUUUGUGUGUUCCUCCGUUUCUGCACUAACACAAAGAGUUUGAGACCACCAUUGGCAAAUGCUGUAUACUCUGCACUUUUAAUGCCUGAUUGUUUUUAUGCUGCACUUUAUUGAAUACUAGAGGUGGAUUUAACAAGAGUUUACUCAGAAUACUGUGGCCGUAUUUCCUUGUGAACCCAUUAAAUAUCUUUCAAUGUUCUCUUGAAAGUUACUAGACUAACUUCUAUGUGUAUUAUAUUUCUUUAAAUAUUUUCCAAAUGCUGUCAAUCUUUCAAUAAGUUCACGUAGACACUAGAUAUGGAAAUCUAUGAUUUCUUUACUAAAUGCAGAUGUUAGGAGUUAGAGCUGUAUCCUCCUUUUAGAGGAACUGCAAUGUGACACCACUGUUUUUAUUACAAUGAUCUGAUAAAAAACAAACAAAACCCUCCUCCCUAAAACCUACAUACCAUGGUUUCAAUGUCAUUUCCAAGACAAUGUUCAUUUCUCUGUUCUGAAAAGUUACUUUUCCUGACUUCCCUGUAGUUUCAAUUGUUAUACUGAGUUUUGAGAUGUAUAAUGUCUAAUGAGAAGAAUAGCAGUCAUAAAUUAACCCAAAACUUGUGUACAGCCAUUCACGUACUAGCACUGAUGACAAACAGUUUUCUCUAAUUUAGUGUCGCAAUCAUAAUUAUCAAAGUAAAUUGAGUAGGGCUUUAAAUUUACUGUAGAUUACAAUGUAAUUAAUCUUCUAUCCAGUAUCAGAUACUUAAUGAUUGUGAUGGAUGGUUGUUAGAAUGUCAUCUGGUUGCUGACGUGUCACUCAAAUUAUAUGGGAUUCAAAUGUUUACAAUUAUGAAUUGUAUGUGCAAUUUAAUUUUAAAUAUAGGAGCUGGCACAUCAAAAAAAUAAAGAUUAUAUGUUCCUCAUA
This is a messenger RNA of Numida meleagris (helmeted guineafowl), 3514 nucleotides long. RefSeq names its product transmembrane protein 238 (gene TMEM238). The transcript is spliced from 2 exons. The coding region runs from base 699 to 1715 and encodes 338 amino acids. The record is from RefSeq and is a predicted model, not a curated record. Lineage: Eukaryota; Metazoa; Chordata; Aves; Galliformes; Numididae.